This is a messenger RNA of Kwoniella botswanensis, 1659 nucleotides long. RefSeq lists its product as uncharacterized. NCBI's taxonomy places the organism in Eukaryota, Fungi, Basidiomycota, Tremellomycetes, Tremellales, Cryptococcaceae. The transcript has 11 exons. Bases 1 to 1659 code for a protein of 552 amino acids. The record is from RefSeq and is a predicted model, not a curated record.
AUGCAAUUCCAAUAUUCAUUCGCCCUUCUACCUCUCUUAGCUGGUCUUGCUAGUCAGACUGGUGCUGUACCUAUUUACACGUUGAUCAAAAGGGAGGUUCCACAAGAAAAAUCCCAUGCGAGUAUCUUACAAGCUGUCCAAACUGUUUUACAACAAGACAAUCCUCUAGGUAUCGUCGAUCCCGUAUUUGGUCUCCUGGGUAAUGCAGCUGCAGCAGCUGGUGCAGGUCAAGUCACCAAUACCGAUUGUCUCCAACAAGCCACCGCCGAUCAGGCGUUCACCAAUGCGAAAGCUGCGAAUGAUGUGGCUGGUAUGACGGCCGCUCUGACUUAUAGAGCUUUGGAGAGAAAUACAGGUCAAGUGGGACUGGCAAGUGUUUUGUGCACCGACACACCAGCCAAUCCCGAAAUAGCCGCUAUAUCACAACAUCAAGAUCCCGCCUCAGCCGACGCAGCAGCCACUAACAAAGCUAUCACCCUUGCCCUUGCACAGCAAAUCGCUGCUAUAGGUGGUGAUCCCCUUGACGCACUCAAGAGCGGGACAUUCGCACCUGGAGAUACAAGCGAUCCGACUGGUAAAGGGAAUAGCUGUGAUGAUGAUGAUUGUAUUUUCACUCAAAACCUGCUUGUGGAGGACGCCACUGAAGAAGAGAUCAACGCCGCUGUGGCUGGAGUCACUUCUACUGGUACAGCUGGUACAGCUGAUGCAGUUACCGGUACUGAUACGAUUACUGCCGGAUGUCCAGCUGUGGUUGACGACGCGGCUACUGGAAAUACCACUUCUACAGAUACCACUGGCACUGCUACCGAUGCGGCUUCAGGUGCAGGAGAUACGGCCGAUACAAUUGGUACAGCGACUAAUACCACUCCUGCUGCUGGGAUCGACGUUGGAUCAUGCACAGAUUUCUCCAUGACUUUCGCCGCCGGAUUGGACGGCCGUAAAGCAGAUGAAUUCUCUUUCGAACCUUCCGACCUUGUAAACUUCAAUCACGGUACCGCCCUCAACCCAUCUAUCAUCACUCAAUUCAUGUGCGAUACAUUCGUCAACGCUUGUGCUAAUUCAGCAACUACUAGAAAUGUCUGCAAAACCGUUGCUGCUGAUUUAGAUUCCCAACUUGCUUCUGGAGCUUUACAGAGAGAUCAAGGAUUCGCUGAUGCCUGGUUAACUGGGCUUGAAACUGCCUUUGGUAUUCAAUCCACUGGUACAGGUACUGCAUCUGGUGCCGCUGCUGCCGAUUCAGCGGAUACCGGUGCUGCUGCCGACACUACUGCUUCAGCCGAGGAUGCUACCACGAUCGAUUCUGCCGAUGCCACUGCCACGACCAGCACCGCUGCUACCGCUGAUUCAGCCAGUACUGCUACUGCUACUACUGCCACCGGUGAUGCCAAUACUCCCACUACUGCUACCGGUGAUGACCUCCAGACUUUCUCUGAGGCGUUAAACGGAGUAGCUGCCACUCCUGUGAUCAAUAUCGGUGGAACCAGACCGUUCCAAGUCAAAGGUGAUACGUUCGUCAAUGCUGGUGCGGCUUUCCAGAGAAGUUGCGAUCAACAGUUCAAUGGAUGUGCCAACGUUGCUAAUUCCGGAUCGGGCGAUGCGAGUGUAGCUGAUUGCUCGGCUCAGAAAGAUCGAUGUAGUGCUGCUACACCUCAAGCUUAG